Daktulosphaira vitifoliae (grape phylloxera) is the source of this 1808-nucleotide messenger RNA. It is a transcript of the gene ebi, whose product is annotated as F-box-like/WD repeat-containing protein TBL1XR1. Lineage: Eukaryota; Metazoa; Arthropoda; Insecta; Hemiptera; Phylloxeridae. The transcript is spliced from 9 exons. Gene Ontology annotation, cellular component: histone deacetylase complex. The record is from RefSeq and is a predicted model, not a curated record. Gene Ontology annotation, molecular function: transcription corepressor activity; protein binding. Bases 155 to 1636 code for a protein of 493 amino acids. Gene Ontology annotation, biological process: regulation of transcription by RNA polymerase II.
CAGAAAACACCACGAUUGAUCGACAGUACUAGUUUUCAUAUAUUAUAUAUUUUUAAUUAUUUUGACUUUUGUAUUUAAUAAAAAACAAUUGUUUUUUAUGUAAUAUUAUGUAAAACAUUUUUAAUUGAUAUAAAUUUUUUGUAUUAAUAUAGUUAUGGCUUUUUCAAGUGAUGAACUAAAUUUUCUCGUCUAUAGAUAUUUACAAGAAUCCGGGUUUCAACAUUCAGCAUAUACUUUUGGUAUUGAGUCUCAUAUAUCUCAAUCUAACAUAAAUGGAGCUUUAGUUCCACCAGCAGCUUUAAUUAGUAUUAUACAGAAAGGUCUUCAUUAUACUGAAGCUGAGAUUUGUGUUGGAGAAGAUGGUUCAGAACAGCGAUUAACUGAAAGUUUGUCAUUAAUUGAUGCUGUAAUGCCAGAAGUUGUUGCUAGUCGACAAAGUCGAAACCAACAAAAACAAGCAGUUGCCAAAAAUGAAACUCAAGAAACAAAUGGAGAAGAAGGUGCUACAACAGUAACUCCCGCAGUGACUAGUACUGAACCUAUGGAGAUGGAUAGUAGCAUUGAAAUUCCAGAUGAAAAAUCAACUGUGCUGACAGGUCAUGAAUCUGAGGUUUUUAUUUGUGCAUGGAACCCUACUACAGAUCUUCUUGCAUCUGGAUCGGGUGAUAGUACAGCACGUAUAUGGGAUAUGACUGAUAACUCAGGAUCAUUAAGUAUAUUGAGACAUUGCAUUCAAAAAGGAGGUACUGAAGUACCUAGUAAUAAAGAUGUUACAUCUCUUGAUUGGAAUUGUGAUGGUACAUUAUUAGCAACUGGUUCAUAUGAUGGUUUUGCUAGAAUUUGGACAAAUAAUGGUAGAUUAUCCAGCACACUAGGUCAACAUAAAGGUCCGAUAUUUGCAUUAAAGUGGAAUAAAAGAGGAAAUUAUAUUCUUAGUGCUGGAGUAGAUAAGACAACAAUUAUUUGGGACGCUGCUUCAGGUCAGUGUAAUCAACAAUUUGCAUUUCAUACUGCUCCAGCUCUUGAUGUAGAUUGGCAAUCAAAUAAUAGUUUUGCUUCAUGUAGUACAGAUCAGUGUAUACAUGUAUGCCGCCUUGGUUUUGAUCGACCAGUCAAAUCUUUUGAAGGACAUACUAAUGAAGUAAAUGCUAUUAAGUGGGAUCCACAAGGAAAUUUACUAGCUUCAUGUUCUGAUGAUAUGACUUUAAAAAUUUGGUCAAUGAAGCAGGAUACUUGUGUUCAUGAUUUGCAAGCUCAUAAUAAAGAAAUAUAUACAAUUAAAUGGAGUCCUACCGGUCCUGGAACUGCCAAUCCAAAUAUGAAUCUUAUUCUUGCAAGUGCAUCAUUUGAUUCAACUGUACGAUUGUGGGAUGUUGAACGAGGAGCAUGUUUACAUACAUUGACAAAGCAUACUGAACCAGUAUACAGUGUAGCAUUUUCUCCAGAUGGCAAAUUUUUAGCAUCUGGAAGUUUUGAUAAAUGUGUUCACAUAUGGUCAACACAGAGUGGUCAAUUAGUUCAUAGUUAUAGAGGAACUGGUGGUAUAUUUGAGGUUUGUUGGAAUUCUAGAGGUGAUAAAGUUGGUGCUAGUGCAUCAGAUGGUAGUGUGUUUGUAUUGGAUCUCCGAAAACUUUAAUUGUAAUUAGUUGUUAGAUAAAUUUAAUUUUUAGUAUUAUUAUUAUUUUGAACGACUAUUAUUUAGUGAUCAAGUGACUACUUCACUUGAGUUAAUUAUUUGUAUUUUUAUAAAAUUCUUGUAUUGUAAAUUGAAAUAUAAAAUGACAAUAUAACUUUUGCAUAUCUUUCUA